AUGGCCGCCGUAGACGAGGUCCUGUCUGCCGUCUCAUUCCAUCGAUCAAAACUCUGCCUGUCAGACGAUGGAAUGGCGCAGAAGAUAGCCAAUCAGCAGAAGUCUUUCCAGAAAGCGCAAGUGGUGUCGCUGGCACUUUCGAGCUCUGUGAUGAGCCCGUCCAUGGCUGGGGCGUUCUUCGACCUUCGCGACCUGCCACUGCCCCCCACGAAUGCUACGACAGAGGUUGUACCCUGCAUGCGCAAGCUUCACCAGGCCUUAUCGCUCUACUGGUGUGAACUCGUCGCUGCCAUGCAGUUGACGCUUCAACCUGGCUACCAGCAAUCCGUGGACGCAGACCUCCAGCUUCUGGAACGUGAGGUCAAUGGCCUAAUAGAGGCGAAGAUGCAGGCAGAGGACGCCAAGGCCCAGGAUGAACAAAAGAGGCUCGGCAGCUUGAAGCAGUUCGCCGUGUCCUUGAUAGCCACAAAGAGUACUUCAGCUGCCUAUCGCAGAUCACCAAAGAAGCCAAAAGUCAAGACUCGCUCCGACAAGGCGACCAGAUCCACAGAGACUGUACUACCGUCAGCGGUCGACUCUGAAGCACCUCAAGAAGGGGAGACAUCCGGCGACAUCGCAGUGCGCUCGAGCAGCUUGCAAUUGUUCGAGAGGAUGUUUUCCCGCUUUGACGAAUCACAAGGCACCAUAGCAUGGGAUGACUUCGUUGGCCGUUGCAUUCGCAGAGACCCGGAACGGCAAGAAGGUUUUCGUGGUACAUCGCCCGCAUCCGGACUCAAGAGUCAAGCCUAUCAUGCUAAGAGAGAUCGGCAAGCGCUUGCAGAAGUGGUUUCAGUGGGACCAAGGGACCUUUGUGCAGAGGGCCAAGGAGGGUGA
Saxophila tyrrhenica is the source of this 873-nucleotide messenger RNA. RefSeq lists its product as uncharacterized. The record is from RefSeq and is a predicted model, not a curated record. The coding region runs from base 1 to 873 and encodes 290 amino acids. NCBI's taxonomy places the organism in Eukaryota, Fungi, Ascomycota, Dothideomycetes, Mycosphaerellales, Extremaceae. The transcript is spliced from 3 exons.